GGAGGGGGGGGGCAACGAGACAGUGACAGACCAGACUCUAGGGAGGAGGGAGAUGGCAGAGACCGAGGCGUACUACCGAACCAAGAAGGUGGUAUGGGGCGUCCAGCCCGAGCCUGUGGUCAUUGUCCUGCAGGGCGAGAAUGGCCCAUGCCCGCUCCUUGCUCUGGUCAAUGUCCUUUGUCUCCGUGGUCACCUUGUUCUCUCUCCAGACGGCACGGGCAUCGUCUCCUUUGCUGAUCUCGUCACUCUGCUGGCAACUGCUGUUCUGGAUCGGGUUGCUGCUCGCCGACUUGCUGGUCAUGAUGGGGAUGAUGCUCGGGUCCAGAAGCUGGUGGAUGAGGCCAUCGACUCGCUGCCGACGCUCGCUGUCGGUCUCGAUGUCAAUCUCCGCUUUGGUGGUGUUGAUCAGCAUGAGUACACCGCUAACUUGGUUUUGUUUGAUCUUUUUGGCGUCGAGCUGGUCCAUGGCUGGGUGGUAGAUCCGCAGGACGAUGCCACUCGUGCUGUUGUUGCCCAUCGCUCCUACAAUCAGCUCGUCGACCUCAUCGUUGGUGCGGCGCCCGUCCCUGUGUCGACUGCAGCGGGGGAGUCGGGCCACGGUGGAGAAGCUGUGGUCGCUGACUCGGGUGACGGUGGGGCAGAUGCCGCGGGGGAGUCGGGCCACGGUGGAGAAGCUGUGGUCGCUGACUCGGGUGACGGUGGGGCAGAUGCCGCGGGGGAGUCGGGCCACGGUGGAGAAGCUGUGGUCGCUGACUCGGGUGACGGUGGGGCAGAUGCCGCGGGGGAGUCGGGCCAUGGUGGAGCAGACACUGCGACUGACCCGGGCCACGGUGGAAACGCUGCGGCCGCUGACCCGGGCCACGGUGGAGACGCUGCGACCGCUGACUCGAGCCAUGAUAGUUCGCAUUCCGCCGACUCUGGUGGUGAGGGAACAAUCUCCAUCUCCACGCCUGACGCGCGCGCCGAACCGUCUGCGGCUGACGCGGGCGAUGGCAACCAAGAUGCUGCUGGGUCAGGCGAUACAGACGCCGCAAGCAAGGCGGGCUUGGAGCGCGCAGUGGCUCAAGAGUGGUUGGCUAGCACUGCAGGCCAGCUGACGUACUACGGGCUCGCCGAGCUUCAUCGCCACCUUGGCAUCAACUCGCUGGCGGUCCUCUACCGUAACAACCACUUUUCCACCAUCCUCCGCGACGAGUCGGGCCUCUACGCCCUGAUCACCGACGUCGGCUACGCCGACUACGACGAUGUGGUGUGGGAGAAGCUCGCGUCGAUCGACGGCGACGACGGGUUCUACACCGGUGCGCUCCGUCCGUACGGCGCCAGUGCGGCUCCCGCCGCGCCAGUCCCUGCAGUGCACGAUGCCGAUCUCCUCCUCGCCCGCCAGCUGCAAGCCGAGGAAGAACGCAACGCGCGCGCGCAUGACGCGCGCGACCGCCGCCACGACGACGCCCGUCGCAGGCAGCAGGCACGUGCCCGGCAGUCGCAACCGGCUCAGCCGCAGCCUCCCCAGUCGCAGCCACAGCCGCCCUCACCCGCCGCCGGCACACAGAAAGCCAAGAAGGGAUGUACCAUGAUGUAA
Messenger RNA from Thecamonas trahens ATCC 50062, 1579 nucleotides. RefSeq lists its product as uncharacterized. Gene Ontology annotation, biological process: protein K48-linked deubiquitination. Gene Ontology annotation, cellular component: cytosol; cell periphery. The transcript has a single exon. Gene Ontology annotation, molecular function: cysteine-type carboxypeptidase activity; cysteine-type deubiquitinase activity; K48-linked deubiquitinase activity. NCBI's taxonomy places the organism in Eukaryota, Apusomonadida, Apusomonadidae. The record is from RefSeq and is a predicted model, not a curated record. Bases 53 to 1579 code for a protein of 508 amino acids.